Molecule: messenger RNA, 2748 nt
Organism: Sphaerodactylus townsendi
Lineage: Eukaryota; Metazoa; Chordata; Lepidosauria; Squamata; Sphaerodactylidae
Gene: MMP28
Product: matrix metallopeptidase 28
Exons: 8
Coding region: 54-1598 (514 amino acids)
Biological process (GO): collagen catabolic process; extracellular matrix organization; proteolysis
Cellular component (GO): extracellular matrix
Molecular function (GO): metalloendopeptidase activity; zinc ion binding
Source: RefSeq, a predicted model, not a curated record
UCCGGCGCGGCUCCUGGGCUGGGCUGGGCUGGCAGAGCGGCGCCGGCUUGGCCAUGGCCCCCUCGCUCCUGCGGCGGCUCUUCUGGCUGCCGCUGGUCCAGCUCUGCGCCGUUGCAAGCCCGCAGCCGGAUCGCCUGGGAGAGGCAGAGAGGUUCCUUGAAAAAUAUGGCUACUUGGGGUCUACUCACCAAGGAACGCGACCUGCAGUGUUUUCAGAAGCUGUCAGGGAAUUUCAGCGGUUGUACCACCUGUCUCCCAGUGGAAAGCUGGAUCCUUCCACCAUGCAUCAGAUGAGCCUUCCCCGAUGUGGCAUGAACGACACACGGAGUUUUGCUGCAUGGAAGGAGCGUGUGGAUGCCCUGUUCUUGGGCCAGAGGGCCGAGAAAAAGCGCAGGAGACGGUACUCACACCAAAGUGGCCAGUGGUACAAACGGCAUCUGACCUACCGGGUGGUGAACUGGCCCUGGUACUUACCCCAGCAGCAGGUCCAUCUGGCGGUGAAAGCGGCGUUUGAGCUCUGGAGCAAUGUCUCCUCCUUGGUAUUCUGGGAGGCAACCAGCGACUCGGCAGACAUUCGCCUGACUUUCUUCCACGGGGACCACAACGAUGGAACGGACAAUGCCUUUGAUGGGCCAGGAGGUGCUUUGGCCCAUGCCUUCUUCCCGCGCCGUGGUGAGGCACAUUUUGACAACGACGAGAGGUGGUCACUGGACAGCAGCAAGGGCCGCAACCUCUUUGUGGUGGUGGCACAUGAGAUCGGGCAUACGCUGGGUUUGGAGCAUUCCCCAGUGCGCAGGGCACUGAUGUCCCCAUACUACAAAAAACUGGGCAAGGAUUUUGUCCUCAGCUGGGAUGACAUUCUUGCGAUCCAGAAUUUAUACGGAAAGCCGCCCUGGGGCUCUACAGUCCAGCUCCCGGGGAAGUUAUUUGCCCGUUUCCAGGACUGGAGCCAGGAUAUUGAAGGCAGGGAACAUCUGAACAGAAACCGCAGUGCCCAUUACUGCAAGUCGUUUUUCGAUGCCAUAACCGAAGAUCUGGAAGGCAAUGUUUACAUCUUUAAAGGUGGCUAUUUCUGGACCAUAUCAAAAGCAGGAAAUGCCACUGGCCCACAGUUACUCUGGACAAAAUGGCCAGGUCUACCAUCCACCAUUGAUGCUGCUGCCUUCUCAGAGGAAGAUGGGAAAUUCUAUUUCUUCAAAGGCGGCAGGUGCUGGCGGUACGUAGGGUCUUCACUAGAAGCUGGCUUCCCCCAGAAGUGUAGCAACACCGGUGAUCUUCCACGCCACCCUGAUGCCAGUCUGUAUUUCCAACCCCUCCGCCACCUGGUUCUUUUUAAAGGCCCCAAAUACUAUGUGGUCAACGAGGAGACCUUCCAGGUGGAACCAUACUACCCCAGGAGCUUGAGAGACUGGGGAGGGGUCCCCACCAUGACCAACGGGGCCUUGACCCAUUCGGACGGAUUUGUAUAUUUCUUCCGAAAUGACAGGUUCUGGAAAUUCGAUCCAGAUAAGCUGCAAGUUGUGGCAUCUGGGAAAUGGGCCCCUCAGCUGCAGUGGCUCGGCUGUCAGGCUGAGGACUCAAGAAAGGCUGGAGCAUGACCUUCCUUAGAACCACAAGCUUGUCACGGCCCACAUCCAGAUGUUCUUGAGUGGUUUUCUGGGCCGUGUUUGCAUUUGCUCUUCUUUUGGUCUCAAAUGGAUAACACCGGAAAGAGACUGGGAAGCGUUAAAGUGCCUGUGGGGUGAGGAGAGGACAAGACCCCUGGUGAAGCAAAAUGGCCUCUGAAAAUAUUACUACUCAUGACAUUUCUUUUGAGUGCCUAAUGCCUCAGGCAAGAAAUGGGGCUGACACGCAGUCUUCACUGACUGGAAGAGACUGGGCCGACUCUCCCCAUUCCAGUCAAAAAGAAAGGACUUUGGGUGCUCUUUUGUCUCCUGUUUAUAUUUCACUGUGAAGGCCCACCUGAUUCUGAAAACCGUCAAGUCCAACUUUUCGUAUUUUCUUCUCUCCCAUCUUUGUCCAAGAGCCUCAUUGCCAAGGGACUGGUCAAAAUGGCAGGCCUUCAUUUUAGGGGCAGGGUUUCUUCUGAGAUGAGUUGGGUUGCUGCUGAAACUACUUGAUCAUCUGCCUCAGGAUCUCUGUGGUCAUACUGACUGGCUGGUCUCCUGCAACAUUUGUACCAUUUUGCGGAACGGUCUGUUAUUGAUCAUUCUCACAGUCCUUAGGACAAAGGGUUGCGGGACCUUAUUGUGUAUUCCCUCAAUAAUCAUACGAAGUAAGACUGAGGGACUGCAGAACACUCAGAAAGGAUACCCAGUGGGUAUUGCAGCUGAAUGGGGGUUGAGCUUAUGCCUGCUUGAUGGAAGCUCAACGUUCAGUCCAUUGCACCAUGUUGACGUAAGGUGGAUCAGUGGCCCUUUCCGCACAAAUCACCUAAAAGGGUUUAAAACGUUUUCAGUCCCCCUUUACAAUGACGUAUGUCUGCACUCCCCCCUCAAAAUGAUUGCCACCAUUACAUAAUUUCCCCACUUUUUUGAGUUCUGUGUUGAAUUGAUGCUUCAAAGCCUCAGGUUGCGAUUCUUCGCUUCUUGUGUGCUCGAUGCUUUGGCGAUUGCCCCUCUCCAAAAAAACCAAGCAGAAAUGUUGCAGAUAAACAGGUGAGGGGGACUGAGUGAGCACAGAAAAUGGCACCAAGGAGGAAAUUCAGGGAAGCAGAGAAGCAUGGGAAACGUAGUCAAUAGAUCUCAC